AGAGGUUUAAAGUAGUUAACCCUUAUUUUUUUCCCCUAAAACAUGGGUGAUAACAACAAAGGGAAACAAGUCUCAGAUAGAGAAGUCUUUAAGUACAACACCAAUUUCACAUCUCAUGAGCAAGAGCAAGAUCAUGAAGUAAUCAAAGAGCAAGAUCGUUUGCUUCCAAUAGCUAAUGUUGGUAGGAUCAUGAAACAAAUCUUGCCUCCAAAUGCAAAAAUCUCGAAAGAUGCUAAAGAAACCAUGCAAGAGUGUGUCUCAGAGUUUGUUAGUUUUGUAACUGGUGAAGCAUCUGACAAGUGUCACAAGGAGAAGCGCAAGACAGUGAAUGGUGAUGAUGUUUGUUGGGCUUUGGGGACACUAGGGUUUGAUGAUUACGCUGAGCCACUCAAAAGGUAUUUGUAUAAGUAUAGGGAAUUGGAUGCGGAAAGAGGGAACCAAAAUAACAAGGGUAACAACAACAUCAACAUCAACAUCAACAACAACAACAGUGAUGAAAUUGAAAACAAUAUUAAUGAAACAUAUUAUUAUGAUGAUGGUAAGUCACAAACUCCAAGGAAAGUGAAUGUUGCUUCCUCUUCUAUGUUCAAUAAUAGGAACAGUGGCCCUCAGUCAAGGGGAUAUUGAAUCUACCUAGCUACUAGUUGUUGAUUUUCUUAGUUUUCUUCUAACUUUUGAGAUCUAUCCUAAUAUGUUUUUUUUUUUUUUUUGGGUUGAGUGAUCUAUAUAUCCUUAUAUGACAUAAGAUGUGAGGAAUUAAUAUAUGUAUACCCAUGUUAUGUAUUUUUAAUUUUAGUGCUGAUGUUUUGUUCAGGUUCUAAAUAAUUGGGUUUGACAAUAGAUGCAACAUGUAUAGCUUGAGAAGCUAGCAUAUUGGGAGUUAUUUAUAGCUAAUUUUUGGGUGUCCAAUAAUAAGCUUUCAUCAUUUUCAUG
Molecule: messenger RNA, 933 nt
Organism: Medicago truncatula (barrel medic)
Lineage: Eukaryota; Viridiplantae; Streptophyta; Magnoliopsida; Fabales; Fabaceae
Product: nuclear transcription factor Y subunit B-4
Exons: 1
Coding region: 43-627 (194 amino acids)
Biological process (GO): regulation of transcription by RNA polymerase II
Cellular component (GO): CCAAT-binding factor complex
Molecular function (GO): DNA-binding transcription activator activity, RNA polymerase II-specific; protein heterodimerization activity; RNA polymerase II cis-regulatory region sequence-specific DNA binding
Source: RefSeq, a predicted model, not a curated record